Messenger RNA from Zea mays, 1635 nucleotides. RefSeq lists its product as uncharacterized. The transcript is spliced from 2 exons. Lineage: Eukaryota; Viridiplantae; Streptophyta; Magnoliopsida; Poales; Poaceae. Bases 695 to 1372 code for a protein of 225 amino acids. The record is from RefSeq and is a predicted model, not a curated record.
GUGUAGGCUUUUAUCGUUCGGCUUCGGCACGCGGCCUAGUUAAAAAUACGACCACUGUGAAAGGAAUCUUGCAUCGUUCGUGUUUUGUCCCCUGCUGCUCUUUUUCUUCAGAGUCUAGAGAGAAGCGGUUCAGACAGACAGAGAGAGGCAGGAGCUGCCCUGCACUGCAUGCUUGCUCUGCUUGUGGAUUGGAUUGGAGUGGAGUCGGAGAUGGUCAGAUGGAUGUGUAUAUAAGGGAAAGCUUGUGGCCUUUGGAGCCAUACAAUGAUCAGGAACUGGGAGUGGCAAGCGCCAAGGAGUAGUUAGAGCUCAGUAGGGAUACAGCAGUUUCUGAGUCACUUCGUCUCUGACAUCCACGAGUACCAGCUAUACCAGUUUUGAUUCCACUCUGAUUUGCUCAUCAAGCGUCAAUGCUCCCUCCAAUCAUUCUUAAUCUCAGGAAGUUAGCAGUGAGAUGCUUUCAGUCACACUUGUUUUAGUCUUCUCCUUUCAGAAGGCUGAUAGUCUUAGCCUUAUACCGUUGGUCUUCUCUAUUUCUCUCCUUCCUCUGCAUGCAAUGUUGCAUUUCUCGAUUCCAGUUCAGAGACUUCCAUUCCUAGAGUUGCGUGGUACUCACCUCUUGUUUAAAUCCACUUCAUUGCAUGCAGGUUGAAAGAGAUAGGAGUGAGAGGCAGUUCCCUUCCCUACUCUCACAAUGCCCAUGGAGCAAGCAUCCAGGCACUGCGAUAAAGACACGCUGAAGAUGGCCAUGCUGAAACACGAAGAGACUUUCAGACAGCAAGUUCACGAGCUCCAUCGCUUAUACAGGAUCCAGAAGCUCCUGAUGCGAGACCUCACACGGGAGCUCAAGCUCAAGAGCCAGAGGAGCCUGCCCACCACCUCGCCGAACGGCAGCUGCGCCGAGUACAGCAGAGGGGCUCUCGGCAUGUGCGCCUACGAGCGCCUCUACGCCGCUCUCGGCCGCGGCGGACACGUAGCAGCAGCAGCGACGCCGACGCCGACGCCGCGCACCGCUCUCGGCCUCGACGUCGUGGCGCCAGUCGUCGAGUACGUGCGGAGCGCGGAGGAGGAGGACGACGACGACAGGGCGGAGGAAACCGACGAAGACGCGGAGCUGGAGCUCACGCUCGCGGUGGGCGGAGGCGGGGCCAAGAAGCGGUACGACGAGUACCCGUCCGGUGGGGAGAGUCUGUCUUCGUCGUCCACGGAGUCCGACGUGCUCACCGUCUCCGGCCGUGAGUGGCGUCGGGCGCGCGGCACGCCGUAUCACAAGAUGAGGCCGGCGACCGGGCUGGACGUGGUGCAGGUGGAGGACGACGUCGGGGUGCCGCCGCCGCUGCUGUUCCACUGGCUCAGCCUCAAGAUGGCAUGACGCGAUGCGAGGAAGCAAGAGCACAUUGCAUGUGUGUUCGUUGCUGCUUGCUGUGUCAGGGUGUUGACUUGCUACUGUUCUUCAGUUGAAUGCUUUUGUGUGUUAGGUUUUAGUGGUGGAUCAAGUCUAGAAAUCAAUAAUUGGCUGGCUGUUCAUGAUAACAUGUAGGAGAGUCUUCCCUAACAUAAGCCGGGUGUGGGGGCCUUUCAGAUGAAGCUGUGUGACUGACUUUCUGCCAACUACAAUCUGCAAGUGUUACCUUC